UUCUCGCUUGUUGGUCUCAGUUUGUAGUCGAAAUCGAGGCCCGGAGAGGUUGCUGAGGGUUGCACGGAUUUGCAUCCCAGGAUGACCUUUGCACCUGGGUGCCCACCUACGGAGGACCGGGAAUGGCUCCUGGCCAGGAAGGGCUAGAGGAGCAACACUGUUCUGCAGCCCAGGCCCAGAGGAGUGCUGCUAGGGUUUCAGCCUCCCUCACGUCUCUUAUGGAAGUCACACAUGAAGUCUGCACGUGUAGUCUGCCUGCCUGGAUUUUGUUUCUGUGAGGCGACUGGCCUCUUCCAGAGUAGGAUGGAGUUGUUUGGGUCAAAAGAUCCAGGCAAGGCUCACUCACUUGGCAUCUUCACCUCCCUAGGUUCCUUGUGAUAGGGUAUAACAGGUUUGCCUUUUGAUCUCUAUGGAAGGAACAUUCUGAAAUGACUGGUGAACCGGCUUGUCUACAACAGUCUUGUUGUCUUCCUCAUGUCUGUGCUGUAGGGAUUCCUGCCGACAGCAACACUAUGUCCCAGUCCUACAUGCAGGAGUGGCUGAGAUCCUGAAAUGUUCACAAGGGACCCAAACAAUUUGCAUCUCAGCUCACCUCUGUGCCCUUCUGAGAACGGCUGAUAUGCCCAAGUUAGUCCUGAAUGGUGUGACGGUGGAUUUCCCUUUCCAGCCCUACCAAUGUCAACAGGAGUACAUGAGCAAGGUCCUGGAAUGUCUUCAGAAGAAAGAGAAUGGCAUUCUGGAGAGCCCCACAGGCACAGGGAAGACGCUCUGCCUCCUCUGCAGCACCUUGGCCUGGCGCGAACACCUCCGAGACGCCAUUUCUGCCCGCAAGAUUGCUGAGAGGGUGCAAGGGGAGCUUUUCCUCAAUCAGGCCUUGUCAUCCUGGGGGAAUAAUGCUGCUGAGGGAGACUCCAUAGCUUGCUAUACAGAUAUCCCAAAGAUCAUCUACGCCUCCAGGACCCACUCGCAGCUCACACAAGUCAUCAGUGAGCUUCGGAACACCUCCUACCGGCCCAGGAUAUGUGUGCUGGGCUCCCGGGAGCAGCUGUGCAUUCACCCUGAGGUGAAGAAGCAGGAGAGUAACCACAUGCAGAUUCACUUGUGUCGCAAGAAGGUGGCGAGUCGCUCCUGUCAUUUCUACAAUAACGUAGAAGAGAAGAGCCUGGAGCAGGAGCUGGCCACUCCCAUCCUGGACAUUGAGGAUCUGGUCAGGAGUGGGAGCAAGCACAAAGUGUGCCCGUACUACCUUUCUCGCAACCUGAAGCAGCAAGCCGACAUCAUCUUCAUGCCGUACAAUUACUUGUUGGAUGCCAAGAGUCGCAGGGCACACAACAUUGACCUGAAGGGGACGAUCGUGAUCUUUGAUGAGGCCCACAAUGUGGAGAAGAUGUGUGAGGAGUCAGCUUCCUUUGAUUUGACCCCCCGGGACGUGACCUCAGGACUGGAGGCCAUCGACCAGGUUUUGGAGGAGCAGACCAGAGUGGCACAGCAGGGCGAGCUCCACCUGGAGUUCAGCGGGGACACCCUCAGCUCAGGGCUCAGCAUGGAGCUGGAAGACAUUGCAAAGCUCAAGAUGAUCCUGCUUCGCCUGGAGGGGGCUAUCGAUGCUGUGCAGUUGCCUGGAAAUGACAGCGGCAUCACCAAGCCUGGGAGCUUUGUCUUUGAGCUAUUUGCUGAAGCCCAGAUAACGUUUCAGACCAAGGGCUGCAUCCUGGACUCACUGGACCAGAUCAUCCAGCACUUAGCCGGACGUACUGGCGUGUUCACCAACACAGCUGGGCUGCAGAAGCUCGCAGACAUCAUCCAGAUCGUGUUCAACGUGGAACCCCCCAACAGCAGCCUUGGCUCCAUGGUGGGGCCAGGGGUCUCACAGUCCUAUAAGGUGCACAUACACCCUGACACCAGCCACCGGAGGGCUGCUCAGCAAUCAGACGCCUGGAGUGCCACUGCAUCUAGAAAACCAGGGAAGGUGCUGAGCUACUGGUGCUUCAGCCCUGGCCACAGCAUGCGCGAGCUAGUCCACCAGGGUGUCCGAACCCUGAUCCUCACCAGUGGCACGUUGGCCCCGCUGUCUUCCUUCGCCCUAGAGAUGCAAAUCCCCUUCCCAGUCUGCCUGGAGAACCCACACGUCAUUGACAGGCACCAGCUCUGGGUCGGGGUUAUCCCCAGAGGCCCUGAUGGAGCCCAGCUGAGCUCUGCGUUUGACAAACGGUUUUCUGAGGAGUGUCUGUCCUCCCUGGGGAAGGCUCUGGGCAAUAUUGCCCGUGUGGUGCCCCAUGGGCUCCUGGUCUUCUUCCCUUCCUAUCCUGUCAUGGAGAAGAGCCUAGAGUUCUGGAAGGCCCGAGACUUGGCAAAGAAGGUGGAGGCUCUGAAGCCUCUGUUUGUGGAGCCCAGGAGCAAAGGCAGCUUCGCAGAGGUCAUUGAUGCAUACUACCAGCAGAUCGCCUCCCCAGGCUCCAGUGGAGCCACCUUCCUAGCAGUAUGCCGAGGCAAGGCCAGUGAGGGGCUGGACUUCUCAGACGUGAAUGGCCGUGGAGUAGUUGUCACGGGUCUCCCAUACCCCCCGCGUAUGGACCCCCGGGUGGUCCUUAAGAUGCAGUUCCUGGAUGAGAUGAGGAACCAGAGUGGGACUGGAGGGCAGUUCCUCUCUGGGCACGAGUGGUACCGGCAGCAGGCCUCCAGGGCUGUGAACCAGGCCAUUGGGCGGGUCAUCCGACACCGCCAUGACUAUGGCGCCGUUUUCUUGUGUGACCACAGGUUCACCUAUGCUGAUGCCAGAGCCCAGCUGCCCUCCUGGGUGCGCCCGUACCUCAAAGUGUAUGACAACUUUGGCCCUGUCAUCCGAGAUGUGGCCCAGUUCUUCCGUGUUGCCCAGAAAACUAUACCUGCACCGCCUCCCCGGGCUGUGGCCCCAGGUGUGCAUAAAGGAGAAGCUGCUGUCAGGGUGACCACCUUGCCUACCUCCCUCCUCAACACCAGGAAAGCCACAAGCCUGGAUGUGCAUGUGCCCAGCCUGAAGCAGAGGACCACAGGAUCACCAGCCAACAGAGACCCCGAGAGCAGCCUGUAUGUAGAAUAUGAGCAGGAGCUGGUCCCUGCCCAGCAGAGACCGAUGGGACUGCUGGCCGCCUUGGAGCACAGCGAGCAGAGGGCUGGGAUGCCUGGGGAUGAAGCCUGUUCUAGGGAAGAGGAGGUACCUGGUUGCUCCACCCUGUCCCUCCGGUGUGAGAAGAGGCUGGCCAGUGAGCAGAGAGCAGGAAGGAGGAAGGUCAGGCUGGUCAGCUGCCUGCAGGAAGAGCCAGCAGCUAGUGCACAGGCAGGCAGAGCCAAGCUGUUCAUGGUGACCGUGAAGCAGGCACUGAGCCAAGUCAGCUUUGACACCUUUACCCGGGCCCUGCAAGACUACAAGAGUUCUGAUGACUUUGAAGCCCUGGUGGCCUGCCUCAGCCGCCUUUUUGCUGAAGACCCUAAGAAGCACACCCUACUCCAAGGCUUUUACCAGUUUGUGCGACCCCACCACAAACAGCAGUUUGAGGACAUCUGCUUCCAGCUAACAGGCCAAGGUUGUGGCUACCAGCCAGAGCACAGCCUUUCCCAUGGACAACGAGCACAGCCAGCUCUGGACCCCACUGGCCUACCUCCUGCCUUGGGGACUGUUCUGGGCCAUGGAGAGCAUGUUUCUUCGAGAAGCAGGGAAACUGAACCCAAGCUGACCCUGUCCAAGGGUGUGGCUGAACAAUUGGACCCUGGAGAGCACCUGAACCAGGGCAGGCCCCACCUGUCCACCAGGCCAACCCCGCCAGGAGACCCUGGCAGCUGUCCACAAGUUGGGUCUGGAGUGAAGCCAGGCCAGCCUGCCGUGAGUACCUACCUGGCAGAUGUCCGCAAGGCCCUGGGGUCCACAGGCUGCAGCCAGCUCUUGACAGCAUUGAGGACAUACAAACAGGAUGACAACCUAGACAGGGUUCUGGGUGUGCUGGCUGCACUGACUACAGCAAGACCUGAAGAUUUCCCCCUGCUGAAGAGGUUCAGCAUGUUCGUGAGGCCCCACCACAAGCAACGCUUCCUGCAGACCUGCUCAGACCUGAUGGGCUUGCCCGCCACCAGCACAGGCUCAGAGCUGCCAGGUCCUCAGGAUGAGAGACCAAGCAUGCCUCCGGAGCUUGCCCUUGAGGCCCCCCUACCAGGUCCCUCACAGUGGGAGAAACCUGGGAAGUCGCAGACCAAGAUCUCCUCCUUCCUUAGACAGAGGCCAGCUGGGAGCAAGAGGGCCGAGGGCACCACUACAGGGCCUCCUCACAGGCACAAGAAGCCUGAGUGGGGCUUCAUGUGUCAGGGCUGUGGGGCAGAGGACACGGUGCCCUUCCAGUGCCCCUCCUGUGACUUCCACCGCUGUUGGGCCUGCUGGCGACAGCACCUCCAGGCUUCUAGGACCUGUCCCGCCUGCCAUGUUGCCACCAGGAAGCAGAGCAUCACACAGAUCUUCUGGCUGGAGCCCCAGUGAGCGAGUGAACAUUCAUGGAAAACUUGGGGCCCCUAAUGUGGCUGGACACUGGCCUGUCCUCCCUUGGUGUGGGCCAAGAGGCUUCCCCUUUCCCUACAAGGAGAUUGACCAAGAGGCUGCCUGCCUGACAGGUCUGUUGCAGGCCCCAAGACUGGUGGGGUCCUGGGUUCUGCAAGGGAUCUGGCCUUUGCCAAGCCCUGAGACCACCCAGGUUCUGGGGUGGGUCUGCUAGAAGCUGCCUUCUUGCAUAGCCUUCCCCAACUGCUGGCUUGUGAGUGGACCCUCAGGGACCUGUGUGGGUAGCGCAUCUGCGGUGCUCAGGGGCAGGCUAAUAAACUGUGGCAGUGGCCUGGACAGUGUUUGCAUGGUCCUGGCUUGAGGGGAUUUGAGGGUGUGUGGAGAGCCUAGCAUCCAGGAGGGUUCCCCAGACCUGCACCCUGAGUGCAGGCCAGCCUCUAGACCUCUGUGGACACAAGCACUUGCCCUUCCCUCCCCUGGCACCAGCGGUCAUCGAGGCCGCUCCUAGAGGGGGCCUGACGCGCCUGGAAAGUGCCUAGAACCAGGAGUAACUGGCCAGGGUGGAAGUGGGGUUUCCCGCAGGGCGUGGCGAGGCUGGCCUGCCCUUCCUGGUCCCUAUAGUGUCGCCUGCCAUCCGAGCUGGAGCGUUCUGCGGGGUGGGCGCAGGCUGGGCAGUGUCUGCACGUUGCACAGAGGGCCAUGAGGUGCGGGACAGGCUGGGCCACUCGUUGCUGUGCCUGCCAUGGGCGCCGCCCUUGCUGCUGGCGCUGGUGUGGCGCGCGGCGGACGCGCCCAGCUACCCGGCCGCCGAGUCCUGGGAGUGAACGGCGUGCGCCCAGUGUUCCCCUAGCACUGUCGUGCAGCGGCCAUGCCGCUGGGACCGCCUAACGACAUGCGUGGCCUGCCCAUCUUGCCACUAUACUCAGUUCUGGAACUACCUGGAGCUCUGCCGCUACUGCAGUGUCAUCUGCGGGGACAGCGAGGAGGCGCGACCGCGGGGCGCCAGUCAGCCCGCUGCGCCCGGCCUUGCGCACGCUGGCUUCUGCCUGGAGCACGCGCUGUGACACCGGGUGACAACCUUGGGUGCGCGCUGGGCGCCGAGGAGCAGCCGCGGCCCCCGCUGUGUUCCCUCCCCCUCGCCAGGCACCCCCAGCCAGCUUACAGAGUGCGGGCCAUGCCCCGCAGGUUCUCAGCCAGCCGCGCGCCGCAAUUGCAGGGCCCCGGGGCCUGGCCCUCAACGUGCCCGGCUUCUCCCGCGACGCCCUGCGCACCAGCUGCACUGGCUUCUCGCUUGGCCCCCUGGGCCCAGGUAAGUCAGAGGCUGUGGGGCAG
Molecule: messenger RNA, 5854 nt
Organism: Castor canadensis (American beaver)
Lineage: Eukaryota; Metazoa; Chordata; Mammalia; Rodentia; Castoridae
Gene: Rtel1
Product: regulator of telomere elongation helicase 1
Biological process (GO): telomeric loop disassembly; DNA replication; regulation of double-strand break repair via homologous recombination
Cellular component (GO): nucleus
Molecular function (GO): ATP binding; DNA binding; DNA helicase activity
Source: RefSeq, a predicted model, not a curated record